This is a messenger RNA of Anguilla rostrata (American eel), 4264 nucleotides long. It is a transcript of the gene mapk3, whose product is annotated as mitogen-activated protein kinase 3. Gene Ontology annotation, biological process: protein phosphorylation; intracellular signal transduction. Gene Ontology annotation, molecular function: MAP kinase activity; ATP binding. The record is from RefSeq and is a predicted model, not a curated record. The coding region runs from base 237 to 1415 and encodes 392 amino acids. Lineage: Eukaryota; Metazoa; Chordata; Actinopteri; Anguilliformes; Anguillidae. The transcript is spliced from 9 exons. Gene Ontology annotation, cellular component: nucleus; cytoplasm.
CGCGCGCGCUUGGUAUUGCGGCGAGAGCGCGACAGAGGCGCGUUCACACAGUGAAUCCGUUUGGUUUACAUUUACACAGCGCAGCGGCCUUGCUGUGUCCCAGUGAAUUUUUCAGCCAGAGAAGCCGAAUAAAAGAAAACAUUUCUGUAAGAAAAAUUGAUUUCCAACUAUUUUAGGUGAGCGUCAGGCCCCCUCCCCGAAAAGUGACCGAAGCAGCCGUUUUACACGACACAGCCAUGGCAGAUUCCAGCAGCAGCGCAGCAGCCGCCGGAGCCGCAGGCUCAAAUAGCGGCGCCACGGAGCCUGGCAACGCCGCGGCGCCCGGAGGAGCCACCGAAGCGGCGGGAUCCAAGCCCGGCCUGGAGUCGGUGAAGGGGCAAAAUUUUGACGUCGGUCCGCGCUACACCGAACUUUUGUAUAUCGGGGAGGGGGCCUACGGAAUGGUGUGCUCGGCCUUCGAUCACGUGAACAAGGUGCGAGUGGCCAUCAAGAAGAUCAGCCCGUUUGAGCACCAGACGUACUGCCAGCGCACGCUGCGCGAGAUCAAGAUCCUUCUGCGGUUCCGCCACGAGAACAUCAUCGGCAUCAACGACAUCCUGAGAGCCCGGCACAUCGACAACAUGAGGGACGUCUACAUCGUGCAGGACCUGAUGGAGACGGAUCUGUACAAGCUGCUGAAGACUCAGCAGCUGAGCAACGACCACAUCUGCUACUUCCUGUACCAGAUCCUGAGAGGCCUCAAGUACAUCCACUCUGCCAACGUGCUGCACAGAGACCUCAAGCCCUCCAACCUGCUCAUCAACACCACCUGCGACCUCAAAAUCUGUGAUUUUGGCUUGGCGCGGAUAGCGGACCCAGAGCACGACCACACAGGCUUUCUCACGGAGUACGUGGCCACACGCUGGUACCGCGCUCCUGAGAUCAUGCUCAACUCCAAGGGCUACACCAAGUCUAUCGAUAUCUGGUCAGUGGGCUGUAUUCUGGCGGAGAUGCUGUCCAACAGGCCCAUCUUCCCUGGGAAGCACUACCUGGACCAGCUCAACCUCAUCCUGGGCAUCCUGGGCUCCCCCUCUCAGGAAGACCUGAACUGCAUCAUCAACCUGAAGGCCAGGAACUACCUGCAGUCCCUGCCGCAGAAGCCCAAGAUCCCCUGGAGCAAGCUGUUCCCCAAGGCCGACAACAAGGCUUUGGAUCUACUGGACCGCAUGCUGACCUUUAACCCCAUCAAGCGCAUCACAGUGGAGGAGGCUCUGGCACAUACUUACCUGGAGCAGUACUAUGACCCCACUGAUGAGCCAGUUGCAGAGGAGCCCUUCACCUUUGACAUGGAGCUGGACGACCUGCCCAAGGAGAAGCUAAAGGAGCUGAUCUAUGAGGAAACGGCCCGAUUCCAGGCCAACUACCAGGGCUCCUGAGUCACUGGCCCCUGCAGGGAGAGAGCUAUGAAGACUGACGAUAAAGCCGCUAAACUAUCCGAACAAGAAGACUCCGAACUAUAUACACAAGUACAGUAAAUUUACAGUAUACAAAAAAUCGAGAAAUGUACAUUUAAAAAAAACAAACAAAAAAAAAAAAAAAAACAGUUUACUUUUCGUUUCUUACGAGGGGAACCUGCGCGUUCCUCUGAGUUUCUGUCCGUGUCGCAGCUUUAAGAGUUCCACAGUAAGCUGAUCGCUAUUGGUAUCAGAGCCGGUUUUAGUCCUUGCUUGGAAUGGGUUUUUUUUUCUUUUUUAUCUCUCUCUUUCUCUCUUUCUUCACGAGCGGGGUCGUUUCUUUUUGGACGGCAGGCCCACCCGCCUCCUGCAGCCGCCCGGCUUGGCUCUCCUUCAUUUCCGUCUCUGUCGCUACCUCGCGCCGAGCGAGGUGUUAACGUACUGUCGCGUCUGCCACACAAACGUGUAUAUUACUGUAUUAACAACCCCCCCCCCCUUUCCCUCGUUGUUUGAGCGGGCGAGAGCCAAGGGGAAGGGGCUUUUUUCGCUCUGUAUAUAAAUCAUUAUCGGUUCCGCGCGAGCGUGUCUUUAAGAGGUGUGUGUUAAACCACGAAUUACGAACAAUUACGAGUCAGUACUGAAGAAUUUACAUCAGCUAUUGAACGCUUUCAUUUCGACGGUUGUUUUUAUUCUUCGAAGAGCGCAAACUUGAUAUUUUACGGGCUUUAUAAAUUAGCGCUGUACAUUUUGAAAGUGCGUGUUGGCAGUUGAUUUGCAGUAGCAGCUUAGGAGAGGGGCUCGGAGCGGGAGUGCAUCGUGUUCAGCGCUGGUUCAGUGCUGCUGUAAUAAUAGCGUUCGUCCUUUUUGAUUUCGCUUGUCAGCAGAGGAGCUUUGUGUUUUAUUGCUGAGCCCAAUGAGAUGUCUGCUGCUAAUGAACUAAGUUUCUCUCUCUCCCUUCUCUGCCUCUCUGAUUUUACAUUCCCUGCUCUCUCUCUCUCUCUCUCUCUCUCCCUCCUUUCCUUCCUCACUUUUUUCCUAGCCUUUCUUUGUCUUCUUCUGUUAUUCCUUUUCUGGGAGUUGUGUGUUUUUUUCUGUAAAUAUUCUUUAUACAUCUUAAGUUCGUUCAGAACAAAAUCAAGAUUUUCGAUUUGUGCUUGUUAUGAUAAUGGUUGCCACGCUUAUGGUUAAAUUUGCUUUUAUCGGUUCACUGUAAACUUUUUUUGUCAUUUUUUUCUGUUUGUGAGUGUGUCUUUUUGACAACAAUUUGUGCAAAAAAAAAAAAAUUAUGAUGCUGAUUUUUAGAUUGAGGAAAUUUAUUGUAAAGGUUUUAGGCGAUUUAAACCCCCCCCCCCCCCCACGCCCAUUUCACUGUCUAUAUCUGUUUCUCUCCUCCGUAUCUACGUACCUCUCCCUGCUCAGUGCCCGUCAGUCUCAUCUCUCCAUCUUUCAUCUUUCUCUCCUUCCAUCCUUCUCUCCUCCCACACAAAUCUGUUCUGCAUCUACUCACUCAGUUACCUGGGGAAAGUGCACUAUGCUAAGCAAAAAAUAAAUAAAUAGAGAAAUAAAAAUGUUAUAUAUAUAUUGAGUUCUGCUAAGCAAAUGAAUAGAGAGCCAUGGUGUUGUUCUACCUUCAGUGCUGAUGCGGAACGCGUGAGAACCUUCCGUCUGAGGCAGAGUCCGUCGCUGCUGUGUUUCCUCGUUUGAUGUCGUUUCCGAAAGGGCUCGCACAGUUCCCGCGGGGGAGAACGCCUCGCCUCUCGCGGUUAGCCUGCCCCCUGACCAAUCGCUGGGCUCCUAACACUCCACCGACCGCCCGACCUCCUACCAGUCGGAUCGCUCCGUUUGAAUGGCCGGGCGGGUUUUCCGUUUUCCGGCGGGCGAAACCUUGUCCGUCGCUGCCCUGGCUUCGCCUCGAUGGCCCCGCCCCGUCAGCUUUAGCGUCCCGCGCCCGCGCGUCAGGCCGGGGGCUUCAGCGCGGCCGUAACAACCGCCCAAUCGGCACGCCGCUCUCCCGCCUCUCCGUUUCCGAGGAAACCGCUCGUUUACUGACGCGGCGCGGUUUUGCGUCCGGCCGGCUUUCAAAGCGCGCCUAAAAUGGCGGCGCCCGGCAGCGGACGGGCUCCCGGCGGGUAGCUUUUCCCGCCUCUAGCUCUUUAGCGGCCGCAGCUAUUCGGUCAAAGCGGGCCCCGGUUCGGGUUCCGAGAGAGAGAUUUGGUCUGGCUGAGCUUUCGGCAGUUAGCUGGGGGGGGGGUGCUUGUUUAGUGCCAGCUGCUUUGCUUCCAGCAGGCCUAUGGAUGAGCGAGUUCCUCUGACAGGGAAGUGUAACGGUGGACACGGUUUAACAGCACGAGAGGAGAACCACAUUCUGAGUGAACGGGACCAUGAUCUUCAGUCUGCGGAUGGCCGCGCUGUACGCCAGAUGGUACAUGCUUAGGAACUGAAAAAUGUCAUUGUAAAUCUUGUCCCAGUUUUGUUGCUAUUAUUAUUAUUAUUAUUAUUAUUGUUGUUGUUGUUAUAUUGGUGGUGUUUUUUUUUGGUUUGUUUUUUACAGAAAAGGGAGCUUAAUGUUAGUUUUUUUUGUUCUUCUUUUAUUUCUGGAUACUUUUGGGUGUGGAAAAAGCCAAGAUCAUUCUUUCUGAAAUCUAUUUUUUCCCUAAAUAUUAUAAUGAAUUAUUUUAAGAGAUAUUAUGAAAUGAGAAUAUUGUCAAAUUUAAGAGAUAUGAAUGGUAAUGGUCUGUAUACAGUAUAGGGGUAUUAUGAAUUAAACAUUUAACAAAGAAACAGAAUUAUAUACAAAUAUUAAAUAAAAUUCCUGUUACUGUGAAACAAAA